Molecule: messenger RNA, 1761 nt
Organism: Ostreococcus tauri
Lineage: Eukaryota; Viridiplantae; Chlorophyta; Mamiellophyceae; Mamiellales; Bathycoccaceae
Product: RAP domain
Exons: 1
Coding region: 1-1761 (586 amino acids)
Biological process (GO): mitochondrial RNA processing; regulation of mitochondrial mRNA stability
Cellular component (GO): mitochondrial matrix; ribonucleoprotein granule
Molecular function (GO): RNA binding
Source: RefSeq, a predicted model, not a curated record
AUGCCGCUCCGAGCGCUCUCCUUUGAGCGCUCGAGCGUUCGUGAGCUCGCGCGAUGCCGCGCGGUGUUCGCGUCGACCCGCUCGACCGCGUCGAGCGUCGAUGCGGACGCCGAGGCGCCGGUGACGAGCGAUGCGCGCGGGGUGAAACCGAACGCGAGUGAAAUAUUAGAAAAAGCGCGCGCGGCGCGACGUACGCGCGAUGCGCGCGUGACCGCGAGCGCGCGGGGACGGAGGCAGCCGUUUGACGUCGAUCGACCGCUUCGGGGAGGCGGCGCGUGGGGUUCGGGUGGGGCGUUCGCGUACGGCGGCGAAAGAGUGAGCGCGCGGACGAGCGCCGAGCUCAACCGAGAGAUCAUGGACGCGCAGUACCCCGAGGAGAUCUUGGAACACGUGCGAGUGCGGUCGCAUUUAUACAACAGAGUGAACUGCGCCACGGCGUGGCAUCGAUUGGGACGAACGUCGAGGGUGAACGGGCGGCCGCGCGGGUGGACGUCGGACGAGCGCGUGGCGGAGCUGGAGGCGACUACUCGGCGCUUGAUGUCGACGUUUGCGGUGCAGAAUCUGACCAACAUCGCGUGGGCGUGCGCGGUGUUGAAAUAUAAGCCGCGGGAUGAUUUGUUGGGAUCGAUCGCGGCGCGCAUGGGGGAAAUGGUUGCGGAAUUUUACCCGCAGGCGCUGUCGAACGCGCUGUGGGCGUACACGGUGCUCAAGCAUCCGCGCGCAUUCGCCCUGGCCGAAGCCUUGAAGCCGGCAAUAUUGGCUACUUUGCCCGAAAACCCAGAUGAUGAGUUGAAGCAGGCCGAGAGCGCCAAGGAUGGGGUUUUCAGCACACAGACGGUGUCGAACGUGUUGUGGACGUAUGCGACGUUGGGAGUGCAUCCUGGAGUCGAAUUGUUAGACCGCCUGGCGGCUUUUAUCCUCAAGAGCGCAGGAAGUUUUAAGGCACAGGAGUUGUCCAACUCGUGCUGGUCGUACGCUCGCUUCGGACAUUAUCCAGGCGAUGAGGUGUUACAAACUUUCGAGCGAUGUCUUCUGGAACGAAGAGAAGAGUACACUACGCAGGCGUUGGCAAACACAUCCGUCGGGUUGUCGUAUUUCGGAGGAUCGGGAGAAGGAGGCCUGAGAAAACUCUUCGACGACAUCCCUCCUUCGUGGUUUCGACUCCGCGAAGGGAACUCUCAGGACAUCUCCAAUAUCGUAUGGGCGAUCGCUUCUGUGGGCGCGUUCGAGUCCCAGGUGUAUAAAGCCGCGGUGCGUGAACUGUUUCGCCGCGAUGUGACCGAUUUCCAAGACGAGGGACUUAAGGCGUUGUUCCACGCCCGUUUGAUGCAGCACGACUUCGCUCCCGACAAAGAUGAGGUCGAUGUCGUCUACCCUGACUGGGUCGCGGAUAAAGGUCUCAAGCCGUGGCUCGAACAAGCCGAGGAUACUCGAGUGAGCACGUUUCAGCAAAAUGUAACUGACGCGGUGAAGCGAGCUGGAUACGAACCAACCAUGGAGGCGCUCACGGAGGAUGGACUGCUGAGUAUGGAUAUUUGCCUGAACGAUAAGAAAUUGGCUAUAGAGUGCGAUGGACCAACGCAUUUCUACUCGAACGCGCCCGAGAAGAUGACGCAAAAGACGUUAAUUCGUAAUCGCCAUCUCGAGGUGCGCGGAUGGAAGGUUAUCAUGAUCCCAUAUUACGAAUGGCGCGAGGUAUACGUUGCCGGCGACCUCGAAACGAAGGCGUACGUUACGAAGAAAAUACGCGAGACGCUGUAG